Messenger RNA from Bursaphelenchus okinawaensis, 1400 nucleotides. Lineage: Eukaryota; Metazoa; Nematoda; Chromadorea; Rhabditida; Aphelenchoididae. The record is from the annotation of a GenBank genome assembly.
AUGAAAGAUAGUUCAGACCCUGCCUUCUCGGAUGAUGAUACUUCUUUACCGUCGGAUGCAUCGCUAAUUCAACAGGAUUCCGCAUCGACUCAGCAAGAUAAACCAAGAAGAGUUGCUGUGAAACGUGUUUCGUCUCAAAGUCGUCGAACAGGAUCCAAUAAGGACACAAGUUUAUCACCACAAUUCAAGCGGUCGAAAGUUGAAGAUGUACAAGCUAGAGUACUGUCAUUUCAAGAAGCUCUUCAGUUUACGGUUACAUUACCUGCUGAAACACAGGCUGAUGAAGGAAAGGAGAACCGAAAGAAGAUUGAUUUGAAUGAUUCUACAUUGUUGGACGCUGAUGAAUACCUUUCUAUGAUUCGAAAAACUUCUGGUUUGUCUAAGGAUUUUGACGGGACAGCGGAAACAAAUAAUGGUAAGCAUUCAUUAAAAAUUAGUUUUAAUAUAAGUUUAAAAAAUAAUACUUUUUUUAAGUUACUUUACUUAAUUAUAUAUUUGCUUUUUUAGUUGAAGCGAUCAAGGACCCAUUUUUACCUCAAUCAAAAGAGUGCAAACUUAAACCUGACGAUGCUUCUUUUCUUGUUGUACCGUCACUACAGCCUCUAGAAUCUUCAAAGUCUUCUGAAGAUGAAGAUAACAUUGGUUCCAUGCUUUUGAACAAACUACCUCAACGAUCACUAUUUCCACUACACAAGGAUGAUGAUCUUGAUGAAAGAUGCGAUGUCAGUGUUUUUCGAGGCGAUCAGGUUGAAUGUUUCUGUCAAGAUGAUGACGGUACCUAUACAUCUGCUGAUGUCAAUAUGGAUGUUAUUAAGAACGAGUCUAUAGCAGAGUGGAAACAAUUUUUGGCUAUGUUUAAUCGAAUGGUCGGUAUGAACUGUUGUUUUUCGGCGAGAGAAAAGAACAAGUAUUUGAGGGAAAGAUUGUCCCCUGGAGCUCAAAAAGUUGCCAAUAUAGUGGACCCAGGAUUUAAGAAGUAUAGAAUCAUGUUACAAGCGGUCAAUAAGUAUUUUCAAAAUUUGUGGAUGGAUAAUGCUGACAACUUGUGUCAACUUUUGAUGCUACCUAGGACUAUUGGUCCUCUACCAGCAUACCGCAAGCUACAGAAAUUUUUGAGACAUUUGGAAACUUUCAACAGUGAAUUUUUGGAGAAUAUUAUACACACGGAAGAGGUAGACGGGUCACUUUUACACAAUGUAUUUGUGGACUUGUUGUCGGACGAUGAAAUGGAAUUUUUGAGGGCAUCUGAGCAUUUUGCAACAAAGAAAGGUGGUAAAAUACAUGUGUUGGUUCAAUGGGCAAUUGAAAGGUUUUCGGAAGAUUUGGCCAAAGAAGUUAUUAAUGAAUCAGAAGAAGGUGAAUUAUUGGAGGAUGUCGAUUUUAGACAAACCUUGGAUUAA